CUUUGUGAAAGUAAAAUUGAAGAUAAUAAGUUUCACAUUGUUAAUCUGCAACAAUGCAUGGAAUACUGUUAUCUUUAGCAGUUUUAUUGGUUGGGGUAUGUCUAUCGGAAGGGUUUUCGGCUCGUCAGGAGACAGAUUGCCAGCGAAGAAAUAGCCCAGGAUUAAUUUGUUCGGAAGAUUGUAAAAGUGUUUCUCUCUGUCUCAAAGACGGGUACAGAUGGCUAAAUGUCGACGUUGAUACAUGUACUGAUGGCCAAUUUUGCAAUUUGAGAGAAGGAGGAUGCUCUUCCAAACCUGGAGCAUGCAGUUCUGCAGGCACCAUGCAAUGCGACAACGAAGGAAUAUUUCCUGACCCCUACGACUGCCAAAGGUAUUAUUUCUGUACUGGAAAAGGAGCUGAUGGAAUAUUAAAAGAAUGCGUUGGUAAAAAUGCAUUCGAUGUCGUAACUGGAACGUGCACUUCAAGCUUGGAUUCCGAGAUUUGCAAGAAUCUCGCAGUAGACUGCCAAAGAGCUGGAGAAAACGGCCCAUGGCCAGGAGAUGAUCAUUUCUAUUACAUCUGCAAAACAAAAGUUGAUGAUGGUGUAAAGAGCUUGUACCCUCAAGUAUAUAAAUGCAGCGAUGGAGGAAAGUAUACAAAAGAAUCUGGCUGUCAGCGCUAAUAAAACAUUCAAUAAAUAAUUCCUAGAAUUCUUAUCAUUUAUUGUUUAUUGUUUUGCAGUUUGAAAUAAAUGU
Ctenocephalides felis (cat flea) is the source of this 735-nucleotide messenger RNA. RefSeq lists its product as uncharacterized. The record is from RefSeq and is a predicted model, not a curated record. Bases 54 to 662 code for a protein of 202 amino acids. The transcript is spliced from 3 exons. Lineage: Eukaryota; Metazoa; Arthropoda; Insecta; Siphonaptera; Pulicidae. Gene Ontology annotation, molecular function: chitin binding. Gene Ontology annotation, cellular component: extracellular region.